Molecule: messenger RNA, 1801 nt
Organism: Amphimedon queenslandica
Lineage: Eukaryota; Metazoa; Porifera; Demospongiae; Haplosclerida; Niphatidae
Product: E3 ubiquitin-protein ligase TRIM71-like
Exons: 3
Coding region: 1-1767 (588 amino acids)
Biological process (GO): protein polyubiquitination; proteasome-mediated ubiquitin-dependent protein catabolic process
Molecular function (GO): zinc ion binding; ubiquitin protein ligase activity; protein binding
Source: RefSeq, a predicted model, not a curated record
AUGGCAGAAAACACCAGUCCAGCUAUCAUCACUAUGACUUGUGAGGUUUGUUCAGAGUAUUACACUGACCCCCUCAUGUUUCCCUGUCUUCACUCAUUCUGUAAGAAGUGUCUAAUAAAAGAUAAAGAGAAGCAAGGUAGUGCUGAUACCUCAUUAAAGUGUCUAACGUGUGACACUAGCGUUAAUUUACCUGAUGGUAAAAUUGAAGGCCUCACUCAAAACCUUUGGUUUGAACAUAAAUCAAAAGAGGCUUCAAUCAAAAAGAAGAUUGUUAGUAAAGAAACAAUAUUGUGUGAUAAAUGUGAUGAUUCCAGUGAUGCAGCUGUUGUGUAUUGCUGUGAUUGUGGUCUGUUCCUGUGUGAUUAUUGUAAGAAAGGUCAUAAGCGAAACAAGAAAGAAGCCAAUCACAACGCUAGGAGGAAUUCUGUCGAGAAGCAGUUGGACGGGUUUCGUAAACUGGUAAAACAGGUUUCUCAUGGUCGUCAUCUUGCAUCAUCAGUGAGUGAGCGUACUGAUCCAGGUGAAGUUCUGAGUGUUAAGAAGCUAAUCACCAAUCAACUAGAGGAAUGCAUUGAAGAGUAUAACAAACUACCUCUAGAAAUAGAAGACAAAGGAGCCAUUUUAACACGUCUAGAUACACCUUCUUUAAGUAAAGAGAUCAAUGAGUUUGGAAGUGUCUCUGGUAUAGAUGCAUACUCCAUUGAUAGUGGGUUAGCUAUUCCACUGGCAACAGUAAAGAAAGAAAGGAAAUUCAAAGUGGCUCUACCAGCAGGCAUAGGUAAAGCAGCAAGCUAUUUGAAGGGUUCCUUUAUCAAAAGUAAUGGUAGGAAAGAUGAGGGUAGAGUUGUUAUAGUUAAUGAUAACAACACAGCCAUUGUAUCAUGCACACCUCAAAGUAUUGGUAGAUAUGAACUAUCAGUGACUAUAAGAGGUCACCAUAUUAAAGGUAGUCCUUAUCAACUGUCAGUAAAAGCAUCAAGAGACUAUACCACACUAACUAACCAGAGAUCCUUUAAUGUGGGGAGCGGUACUUAUGGUGUUGCUGUUCAUACUAAUGGUGAAGUAUUUGCUAGUAGUACUGAUGGCUUUGUUCAGGUAUUUAGUGAGGAUGGUACUGCAGUAAGAAGGAUUGGAUCUAAAGGUAAUGGUAAUGGACAGUUUGAAUGGCCUAGGAGUUUAUUGCUGGUAAGAGACAGGCUCUAUGUGUCUGAUGAUAAUCUUCAUCGUGUGCAGUAUUUCUCAGCUACUACUGGUCAGUAUAUUGGUCAGUUUGGUAGUAAUGGUAAUGGAAAUGGACAAUUCUCUAGUCCUCAUGGUAUGUCUACUGAUGGUAAAGGUAAUAUAUUAGUAGCUGAUUAUAGCAACAAAAGAGUACAAGUGUUUAAAGAAGAUGGUACAUUUGUACAAGUCAUACAAUGUGAUGGUCAAGCAACUGAUGUAGCAGUUGAUAAUGAAGGAAAGAUACAUGUUACCAUUCGUAAUCAACAUCAUGUUCAAGUCUUCUCUCCUGAUGGUAAAACUCAUCUUGAUACAUACAAUAAUCCAGCUGGUAACUUUAAUUAUCCUCAAGGUAUUGCUAUUGAUGAUGAAGGAUAUAUCUUUGUAUCAGUUUAUAAUAGUGGCACCUCUUAUCUUCAUAUAUUGAGUCCUGACAGGAAACAAGUCAAAUUAAUCUCAGGAUUAUCUUCUCCAUGGGGUGUAGCAUUGGAUAAGGAUGGAUAUAUUUAUGUUGCUGAUUAUGGCAACAAACGUAUAACGAAAUAUUAAUUUAGUUGUUCAAUAGAACUGGAAUAAACUAGAU